This is a messenger RNA of Sebastes umbrosus (honeycomb rockfish), 663 nucleotides long. Its product is annotated as odorant receptor 131-2-like. Gene Ontology annotation, biological process: G protein-coupled receptor signaling pathway. The record is from RefSeq and is a predicted model, not a curated record. The transcript has a single exon. Gene Ontology annotation, cellular component: membrane. The coding region runs from base 1 to 663 and encodes 220 amino acids. Gene Ontology annotation, molecular function: G protein-coupled receptor activity. Lineage: Eukaryota; Metazoa; Chordata; Actinopteri; Perciformes; Sebastidae.
AUGGCUCACAACAACUCAGUGACUGCUGGUGAAUCCUUAAUGCGAAGCAUUAAUUCCCAGGUCAUUUUAGUUCAAGUUUUUGUAGCCCUUUUCCUGUGCAUCAACUUUUUGCUAAUCACAACCUUUUUUAUGAAAGAUUUCUUCUAUACAACCAUGCGUUACAUCUUAUUUGCGAAUGCAUUACUGUCUGAUAGUCUGAUCUUGAUUCUAACAAAUGUCUUGCUCAUCUUUUGUUAUUUUCAGAUGACCAUGCAAAUAUGGCUGUGUCUCAUUAUCUACACUUUGUCAUCUAUAUAUACUUUAGUCACACCAGUUACUUUGACAGCAAUGACCCUGGAGCGCUAUGUGGCCAUUUGCAUGCCCCUGCACCAUGGAGAGCUGUGCUUCACUCGCAACACUAUGCAUUGUAUCCUCAUCAUUCACUGCCUCAGCUCUGUACCCUGUAUUGUUGUUCUCUCCAUCUUCUUUGCAUCAGCUUCUCUUAGCUUAUACAAACAAUACAAGAUGUGCAAUGUGGAGUUGUUCAUCUUAGAGACUUGGCAGAUUUAUCUUCGGUCAGCAAUAAAUCAGUUUUAUUUCUUGAGCAUGUGUAUCAUCAUUAUAUUCUCCUAUGUUAAAAUCAUGAAAGUGAUUACAGCAUUAAAACAGUCUAUAAUGACAUGA